Haemonchus placei is the source of this 285-nucleotide messenger RNA. The record is from the annotation of a GenBank genome assembly. NCBI's taxonomy places the organism in Eukaryota, Metazoa, Nematoda, Chromadorea, Rhabditida, Trichostrongylidae.
AUGGAAGAUAAGACCGUUCCUUUGCAGGAAUUCAUGUCAACUGCUCCCACAGCAGAGGGGGUCGCACAAGGAUUGGGUCGCAAUAGAAGGCGAGAAGCUGCCGAAUUUAGCAACGACAGCUUCAACGACAAUAACGACAGCGACGGCAUCUACUUCUACGGCAACUUCAAUGACAAAAACACCAGGCGCGCCAACUUCAACGGCGAGAAAAACUCCGAGGCUGUCAACUUCGUUGACAGUAUCUCCAAUGACGGCAGCUCCAGCAACUGCAAAUGCCACGAUUAG